Nyctereutes procyonoides (raccoon dog) is the source of this 2881-nucleotide messenger RNA. It is a transcript of the gene GXYLT2, whose product is annotated as glucoside xylosyltransferase 2. Gene Ontology annotation, biological process: protein O-linked glycosylation via N-acetylgalactosamine. The record is from RefSeq and is a predicted model, not a curated record. Gene Ontology annotation, molecular function: UDP-xylosyltransferase activity. NCBI's taxonomy places the organism in Eukaryota, Metazoa, Chordata, Mammalia, Carnivora, Canidae.
CGCAGAGGGGCCGCCGCCGCCGCCGCCGCCGCCGCGCCGCACCAUGAAGCUCCGCAGCAAGGCGGCGGCGCUGCUCCUGCUGGCGCUGGGCGCCCUGCUCCUCGCGCUGCUGUCCCUGCGCGCCCGCCGCGCCCAGCCCCCGCGCCGCCGCGCGCCCGCGCGCCCCGCGCCCGCCCCGCAGCGCCGCCCCGCGCCGGCCCCCGCGCGCCCCCCCGGCCCGGGCGCCCUCCCCGGGGCCGCCCCGCGCGCUCGGCGGCGCCGGCCCCCGCGCCCGCGCCCGCGCCCCCGCCCCCGAGCCGGCCGCCGGGGCGCCGCGAGCCUGGAGAAGUUGGCGAGGAGGCCUGGAGAACUCAGGAGUUUUCAGGCUGUGCUGCCUCCAGAGCUCUGGAUCCACUUGGCUGUGGUGGCCUGUGGCAAUCGGCUGGAGGAGACGCUGGUCAUGCUCAAGUCAGCUGUACUCUUUAGCCACCGGAAGAUCCAAUUCCACAUCUUCACAGAAGACUCUCUGAAGCCCGAGUUUGAUAAGCAGUUACGACAGUGGCCUGACUCAUAUACAAAGAAAUUUGAGCACAGAAUCUACCCCAUCACGUUUUCAGUUGGAAACCCUCAGGAAUGGAAGAAAUUAUUCAAACCGUGUGCUGCUCAGAGACUCUUUCUUCCGGUGAUUUUAAAGGAUGUGGAUUCUCUUCUUUACGUGGACACCGAUGUUCUCUUUCUGAGACCUGUUGAUGACAUCUGGAAGCUUCUGAGGCAAUUUAACGCCACACAGCUUGCAGCCAUGGCUCCUGAACAUGAAAUCCCCAAGAUUGGCUGGUACAGCCGCUUCGCUCGGCACCCUUUCUAUGGCUCUGCUGGAGUUAAUUCAGGAGUCAUGCUGAUGAAUUUAACUCGCAUACGAAGUGCUCAGUUUAAGAACAGCAUGAUUCCAACAGGCUUGGCUUGGGAGGACAUGUUGUACCCUCUGUACCAGAAGUACAAGAAUGCCAUCACGUGGGGAGACCAGGAUUUAUUAAAUAUUAUUUUUUAUUUCAAUCCAGAAUAUCUCUAUGUGUUCCCCUGCCAGUGGAACUACCGUCCCGAUCACUGCAUGUACGGAAGCAACUGCAAAGAGGCUGAGCGGGAAGGUGUGUCUGUACUGCACGGAAACCGAGGCGUCUACCAUGACGAUAAGCAGCCAACUUUCAAAGCGCUCUAUGAAGCAAUACGGGAUUUUCCCUUUCAAGACAAUCUCUUUCAAUCCAUGUAUUACCCUCUCCAGCUGAAGUUUUUGGAGACUGUGCACACUUUAUGUGGACGAAUCCCACAAGUGUUUUUGAAGCAAAUCGAGAAAACAAUGAAAAGGGCUUAUGAGAAACACGUCAUCAUCCAUGUGGGCCCCAACCAGAUGCACUGAAUAUUUUUCAUAUUGUCGCAAGUGGAUUAGGCCUCUCGAGAAUAAGGAAAUAUUCAUCUUUAAGCUGCCUGGAUCUCUUUUGUGUGAAUAUUUAAUGGUGCUCUCUGACAGUUGAGUUUAAAAGGCCUCGUUACAUGUUGCUAAAUUAGUUGCCCUUAAAAGGAAAUAUGCUUUAAUUCUUUAAAAAUGCUAUUUAUCUCUGUUUUUUUUUUAAAUUGUAUUAUUAUUCACUUAACAUUGUUCAAGCAGGUGGAGCUAGCUGUGAAAAGGAACUUUUGUGAGCCUUCCAAUUCCUGCUAAAUAUCUGAGACAACGUCAGUGACAUCUCAUGUGGUGUAUUAAUCUAAUAUUCUUGAGACUCUCUCUAUGCAAUUGACUCCCCCAUACCCCUCUUAUAAAAGUAAUACAUGCUUGUUGUAGAACAGAAAAAUGUUAAAAACCUGUAGGGAAUACAGGUGGACCAAAAUCAAAAUUAGGUUAAGCAUGAUCCUCCCAACCAGUGAAAAGAUCGUUAUAUUAAUGGGUAGUUUCUUCUAGCCUUUUCUCCUUACUGCUUUAUUUAUUUGCUGUCUGUCUUUCCCAUUGUGACACAUAUCUGAAACAGGUCAUUGAACCAUUUGAGUAAAAGCUGGCCCCUAUGCUGAGAUUUUUCUGUAGAGACAAAAAUUUAGAGAAAAUGAUUAUGGUUACAGGGCUUUAUUUAAAACACGUGUGGCAGAGGUAUUCAGAUUUCAGCUGAUUGGGCAGUGUUAAAGGAUGAAGCAGAUCUGGGGGUGUUUUUAAAGAAAAACUGUUUAGAUUUGUGGAUGAUUAAAUUAUAAGAAAUAUUUAUGCAACCAUACCUUCUGGAAGGAAAUUCAAUAGUUGUGUUAGACCCAAGGGGUCAAUUUAGCAAAGAUGUGAUUUUGUGUUUACACACAGACAAGACUAUUUUCUCUCUUAACUUACUUAGUAGGUGUGACCUUCUCUCUUCUUUAAACUCUUGGUCAAUAGGUGGAAAUUAAAGGCCAACUCCAAACAUAUGUGUACAGAAUAGAUGGUUCAGCUGAUUCUAUUGACAAGAAAAUUCACUUCCUACCAGCCUUAGGAAGGUCUCUUUAAAUUUUUUUCCUUCUCUAGGGUUACCUAGCUGUUAGCCAAGGAACCAGGCAGGUCUUAUCACCUAGCUACAGUAGAGGAAAUUCUAUAUUCCCCCAAGGGAUCUGACUUAAUCCCUAGUUGCUCCUGUAGCUGAUAUCAGGGUAAAGCAUUUUGCAUAAUGCUUUAUCGCAAAAACUUGUGCAGAAAUAAUCUUUGAUGUUAGCAAGAGCCUAAUGAACUUAGUAGGGGCCUGUAUCAUCUCUGUUGAGCAAAUAAGGAAAUUGUAACACAAAGAAACAAGCACACCCAAUGCAAUUGCUGUUCUGUAAGACAUAGAGAUAUAUGUAUAAGAUGCAUCCUGUUUUACAGAGAAUUUUUUGAAAAUAAAAAUAUUAAAUCUUCUCAUCA